AUUUAUAGCGAAGAAAUCAAUUUGAUCGGUAAGAAGAGCGCUGUUAUGUCGGGCGUUGCUGCUCUUCAAUACAUUUCAUCAUCAAUGGCGACUUUUGUCACUGUCAUCACUCUUGUACUAACUGGUCAGCCCCUGACGACAGUUAACGUCUUCACGUUACUCUCCUUUAUCAAUCUGCUGAGAUUGAGCUUCUGUGGGGACCUGUCCUAUGCAUUCAUCCAAUCCUAUGACGCAUAUGUUUCACUGAGACGAAUACGAGACUUCCUUCUUUUGAACAACCUUGAAUCAAAUAACACCAGGAUGUAUCAGCAGGAAGGAGCAGAAACAUUCUUACCUCACAAGUUAACAGAUCCUCGACAAAGUAAUAUCUUAAGCGUGACACGUUUUACCCAGCAAAAGCGACAGAUCAGCCUAGACGACGAAUUAGUGCUCCAAAAUAUAAACUUUACAGUUGAAAAAGGAAAUUCAACAGUUAUAACCGGACCAGUGGGCAGUGGCAAAUCUACUCUUCUGUCAGCAAUUGCUGGCGAGGUACCAGAUCGAAACGAGGCCAUAACCUACAAAGGAACUGUUGUUUAUGUGCCACAGAUUCCCUGGAUAUUCUCUGGAACUAUUAGAGAAAACAUUUUGUUUGGUGAACAGUACGAGGAAGCUAAGUACAACAGAGUCAUUGAAGCAUGUGCUUUAACUCAAGACAUCGAGAAGUUUCCAGACUGUGACCAAACGAUCGUUGGAGAGCGUGGCGUGGUGCUUAGUGGUGGCCAGCGGGCAAGAGUAAGCUUAGCACGCGCAGUCUACGCCGAAGCAGACAUUUACUUGUUGGAUGAUCCCUUAAGUGCUGUAGACUUUAAAGUUGCUCAGCACAUUUAUAGAGAAUGCAUAAAAGGCUUACUCGGACAGAAAACCCGAUUAAUAACUUCUCAUCAGGAACGGGUCAUGCGAGAAGCCGAUGACGUUAUCGUAUUAUAUAAAGGCCGAAUGUUGGGUAAGGGAAGUUUCACUGAGCUAAAAGACAGUGGUAUCCUGAAUACAACUGUUGAAUCAAUUAAUGAGAAAGAAAACGGAUCAGAUUAUAUUGUUGGUCAGAAAAGUGAAGACGAAGAUGACAUUCCUGACAUGAGUGGUAGACCUGUACCCAGUGAAGUGCAGGGUCUCCCUUUAUCAAAAGAAGAUCAAGCCAUCGGAGCGGUAUCCGCAAGGCUCUACUGGAACUACUUUAGAAGUGGAGUACCUUUGCUGGCAAUAAUCACAGUAAUCUGCUUGUUUCUCAUUAGUCAAGGUGAGGCCUUAAGAUGACCUGAAUUAUACAGUUAUGUAUCACCUCACGGGAAAAACUAUGAUUUUCACUUAUUAUUAUGUUCAUAAUUAUUCAUAUUAUCAUUCAUAUUCGUUUCUGAUUAGCGCCAAUCCCCCAGAUAAUUCUUUUUAGUAAAAUCCAACUAGCGUCUAUUAUCAACACUGCGUUCUGAUUGGUUGAAUAACUACUAAGCUAUAUGUUACAGCCCACUAGUAGCGAAAAGCGCCUGCUUUUUGGCGGCAAAAAAGGAUUAAAGUCUGUCUUUAACUACCUAAAAAAUUUUUAUUCUCGAUAUUUUUGACCAACUAGUUGGAUUUUACUAAAACAAUUAUUCCUCUCGCCCUCAUGGCCUCUGAGUCAAUAGCCCAUGAGGCCGAAAUUGACUCAGAGCCCAUUCGGACUCGAGGAAUAAUUGUUAAAUAACCACCCGGUGGUUAUUUGCUGGAAGAUGUAGGUAAUAUACAACCGAUACGACUACGUCAAAAAAUAGCUCGAUGGAGGUCUUCUACUUUUUAAGGAUUUUCUGCAGCAAAAAAUAAACCGUGACGAGAAACAAGGAAAGUUUUUGAAGAGAUUCCACGAAGAGGUAAGGUUGUUAAGAAAAUAAAAAUAUUUCAAUGAAUGAUAGAACAAUUAUUGAAUUCAGGUUUCAUAUAUCGCAAACUGUCCUCAGCCUUCGGCCUCUGUGGAUAACGCCCGCCUUAAUCUGAAAAUUUUUUUACAUCAUACUCAGCCUCAUUCCAUAAUGUUAAGAACUCGCUAAGGGUGAUAAUAUGACUUCGAAUGGACAUCCGUACUUUAAUUUUGACGAAUGUGCUGGAAAACAGAUUCUAGAAAGUCAGUUUAUUAUUGCAUUUUACAAAAAAUAAAAGUAGCUCAAGCAACUUUUCUUUUCGUACGAUCAAAUCGGCCGACUCCGCAUCGUCUGUGAAGAAACAUAUCCUUAGCCAAAAUGUCUUUUCUUUUUAGGGGUUAGCUAGCUAGGUGAAAAUGAGUAAGUGUCAUGACUGGCGCUGGCUAUGCACCGAAGUGAAUCCAGUGCAAUUAAAUGUCCACGUGAAAACUAAGUGAUGUGUGACGUCUGUUAUGAAAGUGCAGACUGCUCUAUCAAAAAUACAAGAUUGGUUUUAUUGUCAAAUUCCGACCGUUGUAAUUAGAAUUGCCCCUCACUGAUAAGAAAAGAAUAAGAGUAAGAUUUUGCCUUUGCAUAUAAUGGUUAUGGUUAGACUGUCAUCGUAAAAUGUCUCCAUGGCGGCAAACGGGAAGGACGACAGCGAUAGGUAGUGUUGCUCACUUACAGUAGCGUCGUUAUGAGAUAGUCACCUGACUUGAGCAGUAAAACACUCCAAAAGGAGUGACUGAUAACUAAAAAAGACUGUUAACUACCAGGGUUACAGCAAAAACGCAAGGUAAAAGAAAGGAGGAGGGAGGGAUGGCAUCUAACCUCGCCUAAGAACAAGAUUAUGGUGACUCGUGGAAGAACCAGCAGAUCUAUACUCGCACAAUAGUACGGAAGGGAGAGCAAAAACAAGGUGCGAACCGAUAGAAUUGUGUUUUUACUAUGAUAUAUCCUAUUUUGCAAAGAAAUAAAUUUUCUUAGAUAAUCUGUGAUGAGCUAUGUUUACACAUUUAAAUAUUCAAGAAAUAUUGAAUAACGCUGAGUAUGGUAAAGAAAAUUAUGCCGACCGAGGAGGGUGUUAUGCAACGAGGUCCAAGGCCGAAUAAAGGGAAGACAGUCUCCGGGAACUACACAUCUUGAUAUCAUACAAAAGCCUAUCAUUAUUUUCCUGAUAUUAUUUUUAGCAAUCAUGGUUUACUGCGAUGUGUGGCUGUCACGUCUGACAAAGAAACGUCCAGGAGAUCAGACGAAUGAGUCAGACCUCAUCAUCUAUGGCUCCCUUGUUGGGGCGUCUUUGAUAUUUCUCUUCAUUCGAGCGUUUGGUUUCUAUCUGCUAUCUUUACGAUGUUCUGAGUGUCUUCAUGAUAGAAUGGUGGCGGCUAUUCUUCAAGCACCGGUCUUUUUCUUUGAUUCAAAUCCCUUGGGAAGAAUCAUGAAUCGGUUUUCUAAAGAUAUUGGCGCCAUGGAUGAAGUACUACCCAAAACGUUUUUUAGAGCAAUCCAAAGGACGUUGCUGAUGUUCACCUCAAUUCUUCUACCAACUGUUAUAAACCCUUGGCUUCUGUUUGCUGUUAUGCCAAUAGCUGUGUUAGCGGGACUUGUUUCAAGAUAUUACUUAAAGACGUCAAGGGAACUAAAAAGAUUGGAGUCGAUUAAUCGCAGCCCUGUCUAUUCUCAUUUUUCGGAAACCCUCGAUGGACUGGAAACGAUUCGGACAAGAAACCGGGAAGGAAAUUUCACGGAUGCAUUUUGCAGGUAUGUCACACUUAACGCAGUUUUUUUAAUUAUCUAAGUAUAUAAUCAUUUAAGAAUAAAAAUCAACGAUAAAAAUUUUGAAUGACGUUUCGAUGAUUCGCUCAUUUGAAAAUGAGCGGAAAUUUGAAAAUGAUGAGCGAAUCAUCGAAACGUCAUUCAAAAUUUUUAUCGUUGAUUUUUAUUCUUAAAUGUUUAUCGAAAGCGUCUCUUAUUAAGUAUAUAAUCUUGAGUUAAAUGAGUUUACGAUUUAAGCUUACUCUGUAGAGGAUAAAGUAACUAGGGUAAAGUGAGUGCACGAACCCUUAUGUAAUGAAUUCCCCCGUGCUAAUAACAGGACAUUCUUGGACUUAGUUCAUAUACAAAAAUGAUACCGCACUAUCCCGAUAUAGAGUGCCCAUGUUAUGACGACCGAUCUCUGCAUGAUUCUCUUGGCCGGCAUUUUGGUAUUUAGGGAUUUAAUAGUAUUUUUAACACCGCAACUAUACUGUCGACGGCACGGCAAGAUUCCUUGCAACGCACGUAGUCUUCUGCCUAUGAAGACAUUUUAUGGUUUAGCCCAUGGGCCUUUCCAUCUCAGGUAAAACGGCUAUUUCAAGAGGAUAUAAUGCUGUUUUAAGUCAAUUCUGUGCUGAAGUCAUAAGUUAGUGCCUUAACCCAUACACAAAAUGAUCCUGAACAGCUAUGAAGAAAUUAUCAAACAAAUUUCAUCAGGGAGCACUAGCCAUAAUAAUGUUUUUGGUGAUUUUUGCAAGCACGUCAUUAGAACUUGAAAAAGUUGGCCCAGCUUUCUCAAGCUUCAAUCCAUGUCCAUCCUAAAAAUCCGUUGCAACAGACGACAGGGAACAAUUUCAAUGCCUAAAUGUAAUGUUAACUGGCAAAACUGGACCAUUAGGUCCAGUUCAAACGUCCAACGUUUCAUGUUCCGAAACCAAUACCUAUUUGGGUCGACCCAAAUGACAUAAGUUCGGCGGUUGAUUCAGACGUCGAACAUAAUUAGUCGGACUCAAUUCAUUUUCACAAUGUGCGAUGAUCUACAAUGCUUAUCAGUCAAAUAAAUUUUAGUCGUUAAUUUUGGUGCAUUAGGUUUAGUUCGGCACAUGAAAAAUUUGACGUUUGAAACGAAGUCGCUCCACAGUCGAAAUUCUCAUCGGACUUGAUUGAUUCAGACGUCGAUUUUCUCAUGUGCUUGAUUUGAACUGGGACUGGAAAUCGGUUGAUACGCUGAAAAGGUUUUCACUUUUUGAAAAGAUUACAAAUAGCCUGACAUAGUCCCUUUCUGCAGGGCUUUCACAACCGCGGACCAAGUGGUGGUAUGUUAAACAAAGACAAAAAAAAGGUUUAUAGCUACAUCCAUAUUAUUGUUGUUCUUAGGUACCAAGAUAUCCAUACUCAGUCAUGCAUUAUGGUUUUUGCCAGUCAGCGUUGGCUUGGUGUACGCUUGGAUUGUCUCUCUGCUCUGUUGACAUGUGCUGUGGCUCUUGCUGCAGUUUUUGUGUCUCAAGAUGCUGGUAAAUUCACUAGUACAUGUAAUGAGAAACGGAACUGGUUAUUCCAUGUUUAUAUGUGAGAUUCAUUUUUCAAGAUUCCUUCCACCCUACGCAAUAUGCGAUGCAUUGGAAUAGAUAAGAUGAGAUGAGAUGAGGUGAUAUAAAGCCUGGGUAGACUUUAGCGAGCCUCAUCGAAAAUGACAUAAGUUCUUGAAAUGGCAAGGAAAACUUUUCAGAGCCAUGAAAUCUGGUCGGAUUUUUCUAAUCUUAACAAUAGGGCAAAAGACUGUUUCUUUUCCCACAUAAACAGUGCUGCUUUUUGUGCUUCGAUCUAAUGUCCCAAAACUUGGAAAAAUAUACUGAUAUAUUAACUCAGCUUAUUGAUCGUACCAUAUAUAAAUUCUUCCCUGUCUAUCUUUAAGUUUUUAUUGAUCUUGAUUAGGUUAUGUAAUCAGGAGCGGGUGAAAAGCGUGCAGAGAGAUUAGAGUUUUCCCUGGUAGGUGUUCGGUUUUGUUUUGAUGGAUAAUUUUCUCUUUCAUUUCUUCCAGUGUUAGUUGGUCUAUCUUUGGUUUACAUAGUCCAGACCGUGAAUCUAACGCAAUAUACUGUUCGUCAGUUGACGGAGGUCGAGACUCUAAUGACAUCAGUUGAGCGAGUGAUGACCUACACAGAGCUGGAAGCUGAACCUGGAUACAAAGUGGAACGAAAUCCCCCGAAAAUCUGGCCAAAUGAGGGAAGUAUCGCAUUCAAAAACAUAAGCCUAACGUACUAUUCAGGGGGUCCUCGAAUCUUGAAGAAUAUUACACUAAACAUCAAUGGAGGAGCUAAAAUAGGAAUUGCGGGCCGGACGGGUGCAGGAAAAUCUUCCUUCGUGGCGGCGCUGAUGCGCAUGCCUGAAGCUGGCGGAGAUAUAUUGAUUGAUAAUAUCAAUAUAGGCAGUAUCAACCUCCGAGACUCUCGACGGACAAUAACUGUUCUUAGACAAAAUCCUGCCCUUUUUAGUGGAACGGUGAGGCAAAAUCUAGAUCUGAUGGAGCAGUUUCAAGACGCAGAUUUAUGGCGAGCUUUGGAACAGGUGCAGCUGAAAAGUCUAGUAGAGAAUCUGGAGGGUCAGUUGGAUCAUGAAUUAUUGGAGCACGGUGCAAAUCUAAGUGUAGGUGAACGCCAGCUUAUUUGCUUGGCUCGCGUGCUGCUUCAAAAUAAGAAGAUCGUCAUCUUGGAUGAGCCCACUGCACACGUGGAUCCAGAAACAGAGCAAACAAUCUGGAAAGUAGUAAGGCACAAACUGAAAAAUUCCACGGUUAUCACAGUAGCACAUCGCUUAGACACAAUUAGAGACUGUGACAAGAUUUUAGUUUUAAAAAGUGGGGAAGUACAUGUGUUUGAUAAGUUUGAUGUGCUAUUGAACAAAAAAGGAGGAAUUUUGAGCUAA
Messenger RNA from Porites lobata, 6590 nucleotides. The record is from the annotation of a GenBank genome assembly. Lineage: Eukaryota; Metazoa; Cnidaria; Anthozoa; Scleractinia; Poritidae.